AUGUUAUUAAAAAAUAAAAUAAAAAUUAUUUUUUGUUUAUUUUUAAUUUUUAAUUUAAAUGAAAGUAACGAACAAUGUGAAUGUGAAUGUAAACCUGAAUUUGAGAUAGUAACACCUGAUAAAGUAGAAGGACCUUUAACACAAGACUUUCAAGAAUGGCUUUCUCAGCAUGAAUAUUACGAAGACUUGGCUGGUUUUGGUAAUUUAAAUAGUUUUGGUGGACGUAAAUACAAAAAUCAGCCGGUAAAUAUUAGAAAAAUAAAUAAACGUCCAGUAGUAUUUAUUCAUGGCAAUUCUGAUGGGGCGUUAGCUGGUCAUGGUGGUGAUUGGAACAGUGGAUGGAGUAAUUCCAUUAGUUAUUUUAUGUCCCAUGGAGGAUACACUACAGCUGAAUUAUACGCAAUAACUUAUGGAGUUAGAGACAUUACAAAAUCUAUUGAAAAUAAAUUAACUUGCGGAACUGCUACAAGAUUGCGAAGAUUUGUAGAUGCUGUUUUAGCUUAUACAGGUGCAGAAGAAAUAGAUAUUAUUGCUCAUUCAAUGGGUGUUACUUAUGCAAGAAUUAUUAUACAAGGGAAUAUGUGGAUUUUACAUAGAUGCCAACUUGGAGACCCUCUAAAAAGUAAAAUAAAUAAAUUUAUUGCAAUCGCUGGUGCUAACAAUGGCUUGUGUAUUUGUGCUGAUAGUGAAGGAGAAACAACUAACGACACAAAAAGAGUUCCAGCUUGCAGUAAAGAAUUUGGUUUCUGGACUGGUCCAAGCUGUCCAGAACAUACAGAUGUAAAACAGUGUAACAGCGACGAUCUUAUUCCGUGUUCAGAUAAUUAUGGAGAUAUAUUGAGAAAAUUGGAUCAUUCAAAUGAUGAUGCUAAAUAUAUUGUAAUAAAUUUAUUUAGUUAA
Meloidogyne enterolobii is the source of this 900-nucleotide messenger RNA. The record is from the annotation of a GenBank genome assembly. NCBI's taxonomy places the organism in Eukaryota, Metazoa, Nematoda, Chromadorea, Rhabditida, Meloidogynidae.